GUGUUAUGAACAUAAAGGAAACUUACCGAAGGGAAGUGACGUAUUUCAGCGACACACCGUUUCCGCUCUCUUUUCGUUGAGGCUCAGCUAGCGGCCGGCCUGCAAACAUGCAGAUCUUCGUGAAGACGUUGACGGGGAAGACCAUCACCCUCGAGGUUGAGCCCAGCGACACUAUCGAAAAUGUCAAGGCUAAGAUCCAGGAUAAGGAAGGAAUUCCCCCUGAUCAGCAGCGUCUGAUCUUCGCUGGCAAACAGCUGGAGGAUGGACGCACACUGUCAGACUACAACAUCCAGAAAGAAUCCACUCUGCAUCUGGUUCUGCGUCUGCGUGGUGGUAUCAUCGAGCCUUCACUCAGGCAGCUGGCCCAGAAAUACAACUGCGACAAGAUGAUCUGCCGCAAAUGCUAUGCCCGUCUGCACCCACGUGCUGUCAACUGUCGCAAGAAGAAGUGUGGACACACCAACAACCUUCGCCCCAAGAAGAAGCUGAAGUAGACACUUCAAAUGAAUUGGCUCUCUUUGCCAGUUUGUGUUAAAAUAAAUGUAAGAAAAUGA
This is a messenger RNA of Paralichthys olivaceus (Japanese flounder), 554 nucleotides long. It is a transcript of the gene uba52, whose product is annotated as ubiquitin A-52 residue ribosomal protein fusion product 1. Gene Ontology annotation, molecular function: ubiquitin protein ligase binding; RNA binding; protein tag activity. The record is from RefSeq and is a predicted model, not a curated record. NCBI's taxonomy places the organism in Eukaryota, Metazoa, Chordata, Actinopteri, Pleuronectiformes, Paralichthyidae. Gene Ontology annotation, biological process: translation; protein ubiquitination; modification-dependent protein catabolic process. Gene Ontology annotation, cellular component: nucleus; cytoplasm; ribosome.